Messenger RNA from Microplitis demolitor, 1596 nucleotides. RefSeq names its product probable cyclin-dependent serine/threonine-protein kinase DDB_G0292550. The record is from RefSeq and is a predicted model, not a curated record. Lineage: Eukaryota; Metazoa; Arthropoda; Insecta; Hymenoptera; Braconidae. The annotation marks the transcript as partial. The transcript has a single exon.
AAUAAUAAUAAUAAUAAUAAUAAUAAUAAUAAUAAUAAUAAUAAUAAUAAUAAUAAUAAUAAUAAUAAUAAUAAUAAUAAUAAUAAUAAUAAUAAUAAUAAUAAUAAUAAUAAUAAUAAUAAUAAUAAUAAUAAUAAUAAUAAUAAUAAUAAUAAUAAUAAUAAUAAUAAUAAUAAUAAUAAUAAUAAUAAUAAUAAUAAUAAUAAUAAUAAUAAUAAUAAUAAUAAUAAUAAUAAUAAUAAUAAUAAUAAUAAUAAUAAUAAUAAUAAUAAUAAUAAUAAUAAUAAUAAUAAUAAUAAUAAUAAUAAUAAUAAUAAUAAUAAUAAUAAUAAUAAUAAUAAUAAUAAUAAUAAUAAUAAUAAUAAUAAUAAUAAUAAUAAUAAUAAUAAUAAUAAUAAUAAUAAUAAUAAUAAUAAUAAUAAUAAUAAUAAUAAUAAUAAUAAUAAUAAUAAUAAUAAUAAUAAUAAUAAUAAUAAUAAUAAUAAUAAUAAUAAUAAUAAUAAUAAUAAUAAUAAUAAUAAUAAUAAUAAUAAUAAUAAUAAUAAUAAUAAUAAUAAUAAUAAUAAUAAUAAUAAUAAUAAUAAUAAUAAUAAUAAUAAUAAUAAUAAUAAUAAUAAUAAUAAUAAUAAUAAUAAUAAUAAUAAUAAUAAUAAUAAUAAUAAUAAUAAUAAUAAUAAUAAUAAUAAUAAUAAUAAUAAUAAUAAUAAUAAUAAUAAUAAUAAUAAUAAUAAUAAUAAUAAUAAUAAUAAUAAUAAUAAUAAUAAUAAUAAUAAUAAUAAUAAUAAUAAUAAUAAUAAUAAUAAUAAUAAUAAUAAUAAUAAUAAUAAUAAUAAUAAUAAUAAUAAUAAUAAUAAUAAUAAUAAUAAUAAUAAUAAUAAUAAUAAUAAUAAUAAUAAUAAUAAUAAUAAUAAUAAUAAUAAUAAUAAUAAUAAUAAUAAUAAUAAUAAUAAUAAUAAUAAUAAUAAUAAUAAUAAUAAUAAUAAUAAUAAUAAUAAUAAUAAUAAUAAUAAUAAUAAUAAUAAUAAUAAUAAUAAUAAUAAUAAUAAUAAUAAUAAUAAUAAUAAUAAUAAUAAUAAUAAUAAUAAUAAUAAUAAUAAUAAUAAUAAUAAUAAUAAUAAUAAUAAUAAUAAUAAUAAUAAUAAUAAUAAUAAUAAUAAUAAUAAUAAUAAUAAUAAUAAUAAUAAUAAUAAUAAUAAUAAUAAUAAUAAUAAUAAUAAUAAUAAUAAUAAUAAUAAUAAUAAUAAUAAUAAUAAUAAUAAUAAUAAUAAUAAUAAUAAUAAUAAUAAUAAUAAUAAUAAUAAUAAUAAUAAUAAUAAUAAUAAUAAUAAUAAUAAUAAUAAUAAUAAUAAUAAUAAUAAUAAUAAUAAUAAUAAUAAUAAUAAUAAUAAUAAUAAUAAUAAUAAUAAUAAUAAUAAUAAUAAUAAUAAUAAUAAUAAUAAUAAUAAUAAUAAUAAUAAUAAUAAUAAUAAUAAUAAUAAUAAUAAUAAUAAUAAUAAUAAUAAUAAUAAUAAUAAUAAUAAUAAUAAUAAUAAUAAUAAUAAUAAUAAUAAUAAUAAUAAUAAUAAUAAUAAUAAUAAUAAUAAUAAUAAUGUUUAA